AUGUAUGUUUUCCCUCUGCAGAUCUUUGACGUGACCUGGGUUCCAUUCCAGCCGAGCCGAUUGGUCAGCUGUGGAGUCAAACACAUCAAGUUCUGGACUCUGUGCGGGAACGCUUUGACGCCAAAGCGAGGGAUUUUUGGGAAGGUGGGCGACCUGCAGACCAUCCUGUGUGUGGCAGCAGCCAAAGACGAGGUGACGUAUUCCGGCGCAUUGAACGGAGACGUGUACGUGUGGCGUGGAAUCACGCUGAUCCGGACCAUCCAGGCGGCACACGCGGCGGGAAUCUUCAGCAUGCACGCCUCCGAGGAAGGUUUUGCCACAGGAGGACGAGACGGCUGCGUCCGACUGUGGGACUCAGACUUUAAACCCAUCACCAAGAUCGACUUGAGAGAGGCGGAGCAAGGAUACAAAGGUCUGUCAAUUCGCAGUGUGUGCUGGAAGGCUGACUGUAUCCUGGCAGGGACCCAGGAUAGUGAGAUCUUUGAGGUCAUGGUCCAAGACCGGGACAAACCAGUUCUGCUGAUGCAGGGCCACAGCGAGGGUGAGCUCUGGGCCCUGGACCUUCACCCCAAACAGCCUGUUGCCAUCACUGGAAGUGAUGAUCGCUCUGUCAGGUUGUGGAGUCUUCCUGACCACACUCUGCUCGCUCGCUGUAACAUGGAGCAGUCUGUCCGCAGUGUGUCCUUCAACAGUGAUGGUUCCCAGCUGGCUCUGGGCAUGAAGGACGGCUCCUUCACUGUGCUGCGUGUCAGGGACUUGACAGAGGUUGUCCACAUCAAGGACAGGAAGGAGGUGCUCCACGAGCUGAAGUUCUCUCCAGACGGCUCGUUCCUGGCUGUGGGCUCCAAUGACGGGAUUGUGGACAUCUACGCUGUGGGGCAGCGCUACAAGAAGGUGGGCGAGUGCAGUCGCUCCACGUCUUUCAUCACCCACCUGGACUGGUCCACAGACAGUCACUUCCUGCAGACCAACGAUGGUGCCGGAGAGCGUUUGUUCUAUCGCAUGCCAGCAGGGAAGCUUGUCCCGAAGGAGGAGGUGAAGGGGAUCCACUGGAAAACCUGGACCGGGGUCAUUGGGACAGAGGUCAACUGCAUCUGGCCCAAAUACUCCAGUGUCACCAACAUCAACUCUGUGGACGCUAACUACAGCAGCGGCGUGCUGGUGAGCGGUGACGACCUCGGCCUGGUCAAACUCUUCAGGUUCCCCUGUCUGAAGAAAGGGGCGAAAUUUAAGAAAUACAUCGGACACUCAGCCCAUGUGACAAACGUGCGCUGGUCCAAUGACCUGCAGUGGGUUGUUAGCACCGGCGGGGCUGACCACGCCGUCUUCCAGUGGAGGUUCUUACCUGAGGGUGUCAUGAAUGGCGUCCUGGAGCCCCUCCUACAAGAGGGUUACGCCGAUUCAAACAGUGGCGAGUCCGACUCUGACGUGUCAGACGUGCCGGAGCUGGACUCUGACAUCGAACAGGAAGCUCAGAUCAGCUAUGAGCGUCAGGUUUAUAAGGAGGACCUGCCACAGCUUAGGAAGAAGCCGAUUGGUUCCCUGAAGUGCCAGAAAGCUCCGGAGGAGGGGCUUCGCCUGCAAUUUGUUCACGGGUAUCGUGGCUUCGACUGUCGUAACAACUUGUUCUACACUCAGGCGGGGGAAGUGGUCUUCCACGUAGCCACCGUUGCUGUGGUCUACAACCGACUGCAGCACAGCCAGCGCUUCUACCUGGGUCACGACGACGACAUCCUCAGCCUCACCCUCCACCCGCUCAAAGACUAUGUUGCCACUGGACAGGUUGGACGAGACCCAGCGAUCCAUGUUUGGGACAUCCAGACUCUGACGUGUUUGUCAUUACUAAAAGGCCACCACAACCAAGGAGUGUGUGCUUUGGAGUAUACAGUGGAUGGGAAAAGUCUGGUUUCAGUGGGCAUCGAUGAAUGUCACUCCAUCGUUGUUUGGGACUGGAAGAAAGGAGAGAGACUGGCCAAGGCACGGGGCCACAAAGACAAAAUCUUUGUGGUGAAGAGUAAUCCUUUCCGGAUCGACAAGAUGGUGACUGUGGGCGUGAAGCACAUCAAGUUUUGGCAGCACUCAGGUGGUGGCCUCACAUUUAGACGAGGGAUUUUUGGAAACUUGGGCAAGCAGGAGACCAUGAUGUCAGUGAGUUACGGGCGCUCAGAGGACCUGGUCUUCUCCGGUGCCACCAAUGGAGACGUUUACAUCUGGAGAGACACGUCGCUUAUCAAGACCAUCAAGGCUCACGAUGGCCCCGUGUUCGCCAUGUGCUCUCUGGACAAGGGCUUUGUGACUGGAGGAAAGGACGGCGUGGUGGCGCUCUGGGAUGACAUGUUUGAGCGAUGUCUCAAAACGUAUGCCAUCAAGAGGGCUGCGCUCUCACCGGCAUCCAAAGGACUGCUGCUGGAGGACAAUCCGUCCAUUAGAGCCAUCACUCUGGGACAUGGACACAUCCUGCUGGGAACCAAAAAUGGAGAAAUCCUGGAGAUUGACAAAAGUGGCCCGAUGACACUCCUGGUCCAGGGUCACAUGGAGGGCGAGAUCUGGGGAUUGGCAGCUCACCCUCUGCUUCCUGUCUGCGCCACCGUCAGUGACGACAGAACUCUGAGGAUCUGGGAGCUGUCAGCCAAUCACCGCAUGGUCGCCGUGCGGAAACUGAAGAAAGGGGGUCGCUGCUGCUCGUUCUCUCCCGACGGUAAGGCUUUGGCGGUCGGCCUGAAUGAUGGCAGCUUCCUGGUCGUCAAUGCUGACACGCUGGAGGACAUGGUGACCUUCCACCACCGGAAGGAGCUCAUCUCUGACAUCAGAUUUUCACAGGACACUGGAAAGUACCUUGCUGUUGCUUCCCAUGACUCCUUUGUGGAUAUUUACAACGUCCUGACCAGUAAGAGAGUGGGAAUCUGUAAAGGAGGGAACAGCUACAUCACCCACAUUGACUGGGACUCCAGAGGUAAACUGCUGCAGGUCAACACGGGAGCCAAAGAACAUCUGUUCUUUGAAGCACCACGAGGACGUAAACAAGACAUCAGUGUGCCGGAGUUGGAGAAGCUGGAGUGGACAACCUGGACAUCAGUUCUUGGCCCAACCUGUGAGGGAAUCUGGUCAACGCUUAGCUUUGUCAACACCGCCGCCCUCACCAAAGAUCGCAGACUUAUUGCCACGGGAGAUGACUUUGGGUUCCUGAAACUCUUCCGCUUCCCAUCCAGGGGCCAGUUUGCCAAGUUUAAGAAGUAUGUGGGCCACAGCACUAACGUGACCAACGUCCGCUGGUCCAACGAGGACGACAUGCUGCUGUCAGUGGGCGGGGCUGACACGGCGCUGAUGAUCUGGACCAGAGAGCCACUGAGCCACAAAGACAGUAAAGCCGUGGACAGCGAAGAGUCUGAUAAUGACAUGGAGGAGGACGGAGGGUACGACAGCGAUGUAGCUCGGGAGAAGGCAGUCGACUACAUUACCAAGAUCUACUCUGCCAGCAUCCGGAAGAUGUCAGGAACCAAACCUCACCUGCAGCACAAAGAGCUUCCUGUGGAUGAGCGGCCUCCGGUGAGCCGAGCAGCACCGCAGCCUGACAAACUGCUGAGGGACAGUGUGGCCAAGAAGAACAAAGCGGUGGAGGAACUGCAGCUAGAACAUGUGUUUGGCUUCAGAGGCUUCGACUGUCGUAACAACCUGCAUUACCUCAACGAUGGCACCGACAUCGUCUUCCACACCGGCACCGCCGCCGUACUUCAGAACCUGUCUGCCGGGACUCAGAGUUUCUACCUGGAGCACACAGAUGACGUCCUCUGUCUGACUGUCAAUCAACACCCCAAAUAUCAGAACGUCAUCGCCUCGGGGCAGAUCGGUGACACCACUGAGCUGCCAGGCCUUGCACCGUCAAUCCACGUGUGGGACGCUGUGACCAAACAGACACUUUCCAUCCUUCGCUGUUCACAUGCUAAAGGUGUCGGCUACGUGAAUUUCAGCGCCACUGGAAAGCUGCUGCUGUCAGUGGGCGUGGACCCUGAACACACCAUCACAGUGUGGAGAUGGCAGGAAGGUACCAAGGUGACCAGUAAAGGAGGUCAUGCUGAGCGAAUCUUUGUGGUGGAGUUCAGACCAGACUCUGACACCCAGUUUGUGUCUGUGGGAAUCAAGCACAUCAAGUUCUGGACGCUGGUGGGCGGGUCACUGGUCUACAAGAAAGGCGUGAUUGGCUCGGUGGAGGAAGGGCGCAUGCAGACCAUGCUGUCCGUGGCGUUUGGCGCAAACAACUUGACGUUUACUGGCGCGAUAAACGGAGACGUGUAUGUUUGGAGGGAGCACAUCCUGGUGCGGCUGGUGACAAAGGCGCAUAGCGGGCCAGUCUUCACCAUGUACACCACGCUGAGGGACGGACUCAUCGUUACCGGAGGGAAGGAUCGGCCGACCAAAGAGGGUGGGGCCGUGAAGCUUUGGGACCAGGAGAUGAAGCGCUGCAGAGCCUUUCAGCUGGAGACGGGUCAGUCGGUGGAGAAUGUCCGGUCUGUCUGCAGAGGGAAGGGUAAAAUCUUGGUGGGAACCAAGGAUGGACAGAUCAUGGAGGUUGGCGAAAAGAAUGCUGCAUCCAAUACCAUGAUCAAUGGACACACCCAAGGAGGGAUUUGGGGGUUGGCGACUCACCCCUUCAAAGAUGUCUUUAUUUCUGCUAGUGACGAUGGAACCAUCCGCAUAUGGGACCUGAGCGAUAAGAAACUUCUGAACAAGGUGAGUUUGGGUCACCCUGCAAAGUGCACCUCCUACAGCCCCAAUGGAGAGAUGGUCUCCAUUGGCAUGGAGAAUGGAGAGUUCAUCAUCCUGCUGGUCAACUCCCUGACGGUCUGGAGCAAAAAGAGAGACCGCAGCGUCCCAAUCCAGGACAUCCGGUUCAGUCCAGACAACCGGUUUUUGGCAGUGGGUUCAGUUGAGGGUGCUGUGGAUUUCUAUGACCUUUCUCUUGGACCAUCUCUGAACCGCAUUGGCUACUGUAAGGACAUUCCUGGCUUUGUCAUCCAGAUGGACUUUUCUGCUGACAGCAAACAUAUCCAGGUUUCCAGCAGUGCCUACACUCAAAAGGUGUAUGAAGUUCCUUCAGGGAGUGUUGUCACUGACCAGUCCCUGAUUGACAGAAUCACAUGGGCCACAUGGACCAGCAUCCUGGGUGAUGAGGUUCUUGGUGUUUGGCCCCGUAACGCUGAGAAAGCUGACGUUAACUGCGCUUGUGUUUCACAUGCGGGCCUUAACAUAGUCACUGGAGAUGACUUUGGUCUCAUCAAGCUGUUUGAUUUCCCUUGCGUGGAAAAAUUUGCAAAACACAAGCGUUACUUCGGGCACUCUGCACACGUGACCAACAUUCGGUUCUCUUGUGAUGAUAAGUUUGUCGUCAGCGCCGGUGGCAGUGACUGCAGUUUAUUUGUGUGGAGAUGCCAGUGACAGAAAAAGACGAAAACCGGUGUGAAGCGGUCUGAAACUGAACAGUGGUUUGGCUCACGGCUCGAACCCUCGUGUCGGCUGAAGCAUGGCCUCUGGGAAGCUCCUCCCCCUGUCUGUGAUGUCAUUCCUGCACAUUGUUGUGAAGAUGUUUCAUGAGAUCUUUGAAAAUGUGAUUUCUAAAAAGGGAACAUGUAGCUGUUUUAUCGUAGCACGUUUUCAGUGUCGGUGCCUUUUCUUAACCCAAGCGUGUGAUAAAGUUUUCUUUAUUAAAGUGGUGCUACAAACUUGCUGAUUUAGGGCUUUUAACAACGUUAA
This is a messenger RNA of Thalassophryne amazonica, 5748 nucleotides long. Its product is annotated as echinoderm microtubule-associated protein-like 6. The record is from RefSeq and is a predicted model, not a curated record. The transcript has 39 exons. The coding region runs from base 1 to 5433 and encodes 1810 amino acids. Lineage: Eukaryota; Metazoa; Chordata; Actinopteri; Batrachoidiformes; Batrachoididae. Gene Ontology annotation, molecular function: microtubule binding.